Messenger RNA from Artibeus jamaicensis (Jamaican fruit-eating bat), 522 nucleotides. RefSeq names its product general transcription factor II-I repeat domain-containing protein 1-like. The transcript has 4 exons. The record is from RefSeq and is a predicted model, not a curated record. NCBI's taxonomy places the organism in Eukaryota, Metazoa, Chordata, Mammalia, Chiroptera, Phyllostomidae. Gene Ontology annotation, molecular function: DNA-binding transcription factor activity. Gene Ontology annotation, cellular component: nucleus. The annotation marks the transcript as partial.
GAGAAAUGGAAUGCUCGGAUUACUGGUCUACGCAAACAAGUUGAAGAAUUGUUUGAAAGAAAAUAUGCUCAAGCUAUAAAAGCCAAAGGUCCUGUGACCAUCCCAUACCCUCUCUUCCAGUCGCACGUUGAAGAUCUUUAUGUAGAAGGACUCCCGGAAGGGAUUCCUUUUAGAAGGCCGUCUACUUACGGAAUUCCUCGCCUUGAGAGAAUAUUACUUGCAAAGGAAAGGAUUCGUUUUGUGAUUAAGAAGUGACCAUGGCCUUACUGGGGAAGCGCUGCGACGUCCCCGCCAAUGGCUGCGGGCCUGACCGCUGGAACUCUGCCUUCGCCCGCGAAGACGAGAUCAUCACCAGCCUAGUGUCUGCCUUAGAUUCCAUGUGCUCAGCGCUCUCCAAGCUGAACGCAGAAGUGGCCUGUGUCGCGGUGCAUGACGAGAGCGCCUUCGUGGUGGGCACCGAGAAGGGCAGACUGUUCCUGAAUGCGCGGAAGGAGCUGCAGUCAGACUUCCUCAGGUUCUGCC